CGUGCAGAACACCAAUUCAAUGUCAAUGUUCUAAUUUAUAAAAGAUCUGAGACUUAAUACAUAUAAAUGGAAAACAGGCGGCUUUAUUUAGAAAGGCAAGUUUGCUUACACUCAUGUUCAACUGUUAUACAUUACUGAGGUAAGGAAGUAAGGCAGAGAGAUGGUGGAAAUAGAGGAAAAAAUAGACCAUCCUUGUGAUGAAGACAUACCACUGCAAAGUAAGGAAUCCCGUGGCGAAUGUUCCACCAAUGGAGGGAAAGGUUCUGAAGAUGAAAGGCCGGGCGAAGAGGUGGAGGUGACCAAUAUAUUGAUAGAUUUGAGCGAAGAUAAAGUACCAGAUGGAGGAUGGGGAUGGAUGAUUGUCUUCGGAGCUUUUCUGGUUCAUGCACUCAUGGGAGGGUUUGAGAGGUCCAAUGGCGUGUUUUACCUGCAGUUUAAGGAGAAGUUCAACCGCUCGGCCACCGAGACUGCCUGGCUUCUAUCCAUAUUCUCAACACUUAGGCUUGCAAUGGGUCCUGUAGCCAGUGCCCUAUGUAACAAGUUUUCCUGCCGGUUUGUGGUGAUCCUGGGCUCGGCGAUCUGCACCCUGGGUGUGCUGAUCUCAGCCUUCAUGCCCGACUUGCCCUAUUUAUACCUGACAUACGGGGUACUAGGGGGAGUGGGGAGGUCCUUCACAUAUACACCCAGUCUCAUCAUUGUGGGCUACUACUUUAAUAAAAAAAGAGGUUUGGCGGUUGGUUUGGCCACUUCCGGAGUUGGCAUCGGAUGUUUCGUGUUCCCUCCUGUGGUAGAGAUCAUGUUCAACCACUAUGGGUUUGAAGGAACGUUCCUCAUCUUAACCGGAGUGAUCAGCAACUUCUUUAUUUGUGGCGUCUUGUUUAGGUCACUUGAGCUGCACAAGAAAAUUAUGAAACAAGACAGAAUUAAAAAGAUGCGGAAAGAAUGUUCUACAAAAGGCGAACCAGUUGAAAAUUUGUUACCAGUUUCCAUGGUAACCAGACAACAGAACCUCCUCUCAUCGCAGUCAGCCGCCAAAAUGUCAUCCUCAAUCGAAAUAACUGCAAACUACAAAAUUGAAGCAUCCAAGACUUCUAUAUUUAGGAGAAAAUUAUCACAUGUGAAAACAGCUAUAAAAGGGAAGGAUAAACCAAAAACAGAAAAAGAAAAGAAACCUCUCUUGGAACUCUCACUUUUCAAAAAUUUUGGUUUUACCGCUUUGUGUUUACAGUUAUUUUUGUACACUUUAGCUUUCAAUUUGACGUUUGUUUUCUUACCAGCGUUAGCCAAAGAAAAGGGCAUAUCUCAACUAGAUGGUGCGUGGUUAUUGUCAGUCUUGGGCAUUUUUGACGGCAUUGCUAGAGUAGCAAUGUCAACAGUGCUUGAUCUAAAGAGAGUUAAACCUUACCGGCUUAUUAUCUACAAUGGGGUCAUGUUUGGAAAUGCCAUAGUCUCCAUAAUGCUGCCAUCAAUGACCAAAUUCUGGCACUUUGCCGUUAUGAGUGGAUUGUUUGGCCUUCUGUCAGGGACAUACAUUUCACAGAAAUCGGUUGUGGUGGUGGACGUCCUGGGGGUUGAGUCUCUUUCAAGCUCCUUCGGACUACUGCUCCUCUUUCAGGGACUCAGUGCUCUUAUUGGGCCAACUGUCGGAGGUUUAUUUAAAGACAUGCUAGGAAGCUAUGACAUGGCGUUUUAUUUUGGCUCAAUUGGAAUCAUUCUUGGAGGCCUAGUGAUGGGGGUGGGAAAUGUAUGGAUAUAUCGCCAGAAACGCAGGCAACGAGAAGCCGAUACACAGACAACAGACAGAUGAAAGACAUGACAACUAGAACCCAUGAUAGAUAUAGUGAUUAUACAUAUGAUACAUGACAGUUAACUUAGUGAAAAUAUAUUUAAAGUAAAUUAUGUGGGCAUACAUGUACAAAUGAGCAUGGAAUUGAUAAAAGAAUGGUCUAGUGGUAAUGUUGUUCAACUCGCCCUAGAGGUUGGUCUUCGAGGCCCCCCUCCCCCCCAGUGAAAAGUUCUGUUUUCUUCUCAGAAAGGACACAUGUACUGGUUUAAAUUUACCCUGGAAACAGACUUGAGAGAAAUUCAUAUCAGCUGACAGCUGUUUUCACAAUGGAGCUAAGGGCGAUUCCAGUAAAACAUAUAACGCCAGGGGGGGUGGCAAUUAUUUAAAUAGUAUAUGGUUGGGUCUUUUUUCGCCCUAUUUGGACCCCGAAAGGGUUAAUUUGCUUCUGUAGGGGGGUGGGAUAUUUUAAAAGUGCCUUCCCCCGGGGUUAUAUGUUUAAAUGGAAUAGCCCUAAAUAAAUUAGAAAAAAAAAACUUUUUAAUUAAUGUGCAUGGAUUUGAAUACUUUUGUUAAAUAAACUUGUUUUAUUACCUACGGUUAAUUAGACAAAUAUUCUGUAGAAAGAUUAAGCAUAAGGUCCAUCAGACAGUAAAUAAUUUGUUGUUUACUUGGGAGAAGAUGUGCAGAGGUGAGAGAGAGAUUUGGAAAAAACCUAGAGAAAAGAAACUGUGAUGUUGGGAUUAAUGUGAUACUUUUAAUGUAUAUUAUGAACGGACUGUGUGCAAAAUGUUUCUUUGGAACCUACUUUAAUAGUCAAGAUCUUUAGUCCAUGACUGUUGACUUGUAACACCUUAUAUCUCUUUAUUGUGUUACCGCUUUGCACUAAGCCAGCAAAAUGUGUUGUACUGGUGUUGUAAAAGUGUUGUAUAGGUGUUGUACUGGUGUUGCACUGGUGUUGCACAGUUGUUGAACUGGUGUUGCACAGGUGUUGCACUGGUGUUUUACAGGUGUUUUACAGGUGUUGUAUUGUGUUCAGUCUUGUCUACAAACAUCAUUAUUAACUGAUCAAUUUAUAAUAUUUUACAUUCUUGAUCAAAGAAGCUGAUUAUCUCCUUUUCAAUAUUUUUUUGUUAGAUCUACUGACCUUCCUUUAUAGUUGUAAUGGUUUUUGUUUGGUAUACGGAAAAAAAACAUUAAAUGCUUGAUUGAGAAAUGUAUUUUAAACAUGUUACAUUGUACAUGUUUAACCCAUUUCAUUCUGAGACCCAGUUAGAUAUGAUACCUUGAAUAUCUGGGCAUUUUCCAAUAACUGAUAAGCCAUCUGCCUUUUUAUGACCAUUGUGUUGUAUAAACACUAAUAACUUCUUUAUUAUUGGUACAAGACCCAAUAAAGAUUACAUAUUUGGAAAGGAAAUAAAAAUAUGCACAUGUUUAUGUAAGUUUUAUUAGCAAAUGAUUUUAAAUAAAUUAUUUUUUGCAAGUUAACCAGGUGAUGAUGAAAAAAAAACACCAAAAAAUAAAUAUGCAUAAAUUGAAAGCAAAAAAAGCACACAUAAUUUUUUUCAAAUGUCACAUAAUCCAAUGUAUGAAAGUUUCUAAAUUAAUCUGUCUUUAAAAUGCAGAAAGAAUUAUGCAUAUAUUUCAAAUCUAUAAAAAGUUAUGACAGUUUAUAUCAUCCCAUGUCCACUUCGGAGCAAAUCGGGCGGGUGGAUGUUCAUCGCGAUGUUGGUUGGAAUAGCAGUUUGAAUCCUCGACCAGUAAGGUCCAGAAGUCUUGCCCCCAUAACAGUUUUAUUGAAACAAAGUGAUGUAAAUUACCUGGAUUUAGGGUAUGGUUUGAUAAUUCAUGAUCAAAAAUUGUAAAUUACCAUGCAUUAACAUACUGCAAAUUAGUAUUUAGUAUCAUCCACCUGAAUUUAUUUACUGACUGUCUCAAUUUUUCAUGACUCUCUUUUUGUAUGUAUUUAUAUCAUACAAGACUAUUCUUUUGAUAUAUUGAAUUUGUCCUUAAAGGAUAUUAGGCCAUUUGUGUAUUGAAAGUUUUACAAAACCAGUGUUAGUUUAAACAUUAUAUAUUUUACAACAAUUGUGAAGAAAGUUAUGAUAACUUAUACUAAGUUUAUCUCGUUGGCACGAUGUUGUGCAGGGUGUAAUCUUGUGUUGAACUUAAAUCAUGCAGAAGAGCAAGAACUUAUAAUGGUAACCGGGUAUUGAAUAUAUAGUGGGUUUAUGCUGUUGAGUGUCUGCCUGCAGAGCGAGGGGUCAUUGGUUUAAUCCCCACCAGAUGUACAAAGCAAAUUUGCAUAUAUUAUCACAUUUGGCGCCCUAUAAUAUAUUCAAUACCCGUUUACAUAUGUUAAAUGUACCGUAUAACAAUUAUCCAAUUAUCGCACAUUCCAUUUUCACCUCAUUACGUAUUUUUUUAAUUGCAAAAGAUAAUGUAAAAAGAUUACUUAUUAGUUCUGUGAAACAGUUAUGAUAUUAUAUUUUUUAAUGAUAUAAAACAUCACUGUUUUAUGUUGAUACCCUUUGGUAGCCAUUUUUUCAAUAUUCUGUAUAAAUUGAUGCUGGUUUUAGAAAUGUUUCAAAUUGAUAUACAUGUGUUUUACAUAUCAACUUAGAAGCUAUCUUAUUAUCAUGUAUUUAACAUUAUACAUGUCCUAAAAUCAAGAAUUUCUUGAGCAUCGGUGGUGCUGCAGAUGUGUCUAGCAGGCGUGUUGCCCGAGUCCCACCACAAACAUCUGUCUCUUAUAAAGUCGAACAUUGUAUUUGAAGAACAUUGUCAUUGACAUUAAGUUCAAUGUUAUUAUGGUGUUUGUUAAUCAUUAUUAAAUUAUUUUAUAUAUAUAUUUCAAUAAACAGAUUGAUAAUAUUCACUGCAUUUUUUUAAAAAAAAUUUGUAUAAGUUAAUUUUGUAUUAAAGAUUAUUAUGUCAAAAUGUAUGGAAAGGAAAAU
Molecule: messenger RNA, 4740 nt
Organism: Mya arenaria
Lineage: Eukaryota; Metazoa; Mollusca; Bivalvia; Myida; Myidae
Product: monocarboxylate transporter 4-like
Exons: 7
Coding region: 161-1807 (548 amino acids)
Biological process (GO): monocarboxylic acid transport; transmembrane transport
Molecular function (GO): monocarboxylic acid transmembrane transporter activity
Source: RefSeq, a predicted model, not a curated record